CACUCUUGCUUCACGAGUUGAAUUGAAUAGUUUUCGAUUUUCGUUCUUGAUUUCUAUUUUCAUUUGUUUUUUUUGUCAUCUGCACAAUCGCCAAGACGUGAAACCUCACAUGGGUUAUGCCAAGAUGGCUCUUUAUAAAACAAACUCCAAACGUUCAAUUGCUAACUAUUAUCAUAUCAUAAUAAUCACCAAUAUUUUCAUUCUCUCUUCAAUCAUAUCUUCAUCCAUGGCUUCUUCUUCUUCGUCUUCCAUUGAUUUUUCGACUGCUAUUCUAAUAAGGGUCGAUCAAUCUGGCAAAGGAGACUUCAAUAAGAUUCAAGAAGCAAUUGAAUCUAUCCCUCCCAAUCUAAACAACUCCCAACUCUAUUACAUAUGGGUCAAGCCUGGAAUUUACCGAGAAAAAGUGGUGAUUCCUGCGGAUAAAUCAUACAUAACAUUGAGUGGAACACGAGCUUCCAACACCUUUCUCAUAUGGAGCGAUGGUGAAGACAUUUUGGAAUCACCCACUCUCACAAUCUUCGCAUCCGAUUUCGUAUGCCGAUUUCUCACUAUUCAGAAUAAGUUUGGGACGGCCGGACGAGCGGUUGCGCUGCGCGUGGCCGCGGAUAAAGCAGCAUUCUACGGAUGCGUGAUAACGUCAUACCAAGACACUCUCCUUGACGACAAUGGAAACCAUUACUUCAAGAACUGCUAUAUUGAAGGAGCCACCGAUUUCAUCUGUGGAAGCGCUUCUUCUCUCUAUGAAAAGUGUCAUUUGCACUCGUUGUCGCCUAAUAAUGGGUCGAUAACGGCACAAAUGAGAACGUCGGCAACGGAGAAAUCAGGGUUUACAUUCUUGGGAUGCAAGAUAACCGGAUCAGGUUCCACUUUUUUGGGAAGACCCUGGGGAGCUUAUUCUAGGGUUGUCUUUGCUUAUUCCUUCUUCUCCAACGUCGUCGCACCUCAGGGAUGGAACCAAUGGGGAGACUCAACCAAACAAAAUACUGUAUAUUAUGGUGAAUACAAAUGUUAUGGUCCCGGAGCAGACAGGGGACAAAGGGUGAAAUGGUCGAAACAAUUAUCGGAUGACGAAGCAACCGUCUUCUUGAGCAAGGACUUUAUCGGCGGCAAAGACUGGCUCCGACCGGCGCCUUCUCACUUCAAAGUUGCAAAUAAAUAAAUAAAUUAUUAAUAAUUCCAUCAUUUGAUUGAUAUGUCUUCUUCCUUGUACAAUUCCAUUAUAAAUAUCGCUUGUACAAUUCCAUUAUAAAUAUCGCUUGUACAAUUGUGUGUAGUAUUGUGUAUGUAUAAUUUAUUUAAACCAUAUGAAAAACUCUUUGUAAAUGAAUUUCCAUAACCACCAAAUGGACUUUAAAUCA
This is a messenger RNA of Camelina sativa (false flax), 1358 nucleotides long. Its product is annotated as putative pectinesterase 11. Gene Ontology annotation, molecular function: pectinesterase activity. The record is from RefSeq and is a predicted model, not a curated record. Gene Ontology annotation, biological process: cell wall modification; pectin catabolic process. Lineage: Eukaryota; Viridiplantae; Streptophyta; Magnoliopsida; Brassicales; Brassicaceae.